Fusarium oxysporum Fo47 is the source of this 1335-nucleotide messenger RNA. RefSeq names its product O-methyltransferase-domain-containing protein. Gene Ontology annotation, molecular function: O-methyltransferase activity. Bases 1 to 1335 code for a protein of 444 amino acids. The transcript has 3 exons. Lineage: Eukaryota; Fungi; Ascomycota; Sordariomycetes; Hypocreales; Nectriaceae. The record is from RefSeq and is a predicted model, not a curated record.
AUGGCAGACAACAACAACCCCUCCCUCGAAUCUCUGGCAGCGACCGUCUCCGAGACGGUCAACGCCCUGUCCGCCAAGCUCAAGGAAAUCGCAUGCCCCGCGCCGUCAUUCGCUGAAGAUGGCCUCGUCGAAUACCCUAAGCUCCCAGAGCUCAACGGCCUCCGCUUCCAGCUUAUCGACGCAGCAGCAGACCUGUACCGACUUGCCCUCGGCCCAACCGACAAUUCCAUGUUUGCCCCCCUCCAUCUCAAUUAUGACGCCACCGUCAUCGACGUCCUCAACCACUUUGACAUCUGGAACGCCGUCCCCGUGGGCGGUUCAGCAUCAUAUAGUGAGAUCGCCACCAAGGUGAGCCUCCCAGAGAGCCUCGUCCGCCGCGUCCUUAAGUACGCCAUCACGAUCCGCUACUUUGCUCGUGACCCAAGCGACAAAGACCGCGUCGUCCACACCUCGCUGUCCGCCGUCCCCGCCAAGCAGUACCUCAUCCGCUCUUGGUUUCGCCACCACUUCGACGAGGCGCGCGUUGCGGGCGUCCACUUUGCCGAGUCGUUUGAGAUGUUCAGCGCCGGUAAGGACAAGCCCAGCGAGGAACCCAUCGAGAGUCCCUUUUCGCUGGCCAACGUGGAUAAGCUGAAGACGCCUGAGUCAUUCUGGGAUUACCUCAACCGCGAAGCAGAGGGUAAACCCAAGGGAUGGCGGGCGACCAAUUUUGCCGAGAGUAUGCAGGCGGCGUCGAGUGCGUCGGCUAUCCGGGCCGACGAUCUGCUUAAGAUUGGUUAUGACUGGGUUCAGCUCGGCGACGUUACCCUUGUUGAUGUCGGCGGCUCAAGUGGCCACGAUGCUGUCCAUCUGGCUCGCACGUUUCCCAACCUCAAGAAGAUCGUGGUCCAGGAUCUCCCCGAGGUGCAAGUGGCCUUUGAUGAGCGCCUCCCUGAAGAGCUCAAGUCCCGUGUCAUCUUUGAGCCCCACGACUUCUUCGGCCCGCAAAACACCCCCGGUGACGUCUACAUGCUGAAGACGAUCCUGCACGACUGGCCGGACAAGUACGCGGCCAAGAUCCUCGCCAACCUGGUGCCGCAGCUCAAGUCAGGCUCCCGCAUCCUGCUUGUCGAGGCGGUGGGCCUGCCAGAGGGUGUCGAGCCGCCCUUCCAGAUGCUGGGACGGACUUUUGCCGCCGCGGACUUGCAUAUGCUGGGCGUAUUCAACUCCUUGGAGAGGAAUCUGGAGGAUUGGAAGAAGCUUCUGGGGGAUGUCGACGAGAGGCUGGAGAUUGGCCAUGUUUCAGAGGUGCCUGGGGCUCUGCAUAACUUUAUCGAGAUCAAGUUCAGCGGUUGA